AUGAUUGCAUCACAACUUUAGAGUGUAUAACGUGCAGAUCCUCUCGUGUGUUUGUGCAUUUCUUCAAGGUUUUCCAGAACAUGUGAUGUGACCGUAUAUAAGCCCUGUAUGUGACAUCUCUCAGGCCAGAGAAGACACUCUUUACUAAGCCUCUCUCUCUGCAGUCCUAAAUCCUCAGCCAUGCUGCGCCUGACGGUCCUCGGCCUUCUUGCAUUUGCAGUGUCUCUCAGUAGCUCUACUGUAAUUAUAGAAAAUGGCAUGCCCCUCCUGUGGGCCCAAACUGUGGGAUCAAUGGCUGAGCUGCCCAGUCAAGGUGACAUAUCGACUCCCAGUCCCUUCAACUAUCUUCAUCGCUUGAGUUUUAGCCGACUGAUGAUUGAAGCUACAAACCCGUUCAUGUUAACUAUGGGGCCUGAUGCCACAGACAGUCCUAUGUGGGCUCUGUCACUGCAGCUUGUUUGGAUGCACACUUCAGGGCGUCUUGCUGACCCAACAGGUGUUACCUCAUGCGGCACGGCAUCUGGAGAUAGUAAUUGUGUUGCUCCUGAGAGUUGGUGGGGCUGUGUGAACUACUUUGUCUCAGCGCUGCCCUUCUUGUCUGCUGCGCAGCAGGGCUUCAUGGGAGAGGGAGCUCAGGUCAAGUUUAUGGUACCUGAUGAUGUAACAGACUACUGCUCCACACAUGCUGAGUGUUCUGCUCAAUUCCCUGAUGCUAUGUCUAAGUGGGACGCCUAUUUUCAGGGCCUCAUCUCAAUUCCUGCUUCUGCUCUCCCUGACGAUGAGAAAAAAGAUGCUAUCCUUGGUCUCUUCUGGGGUGCCCAAAUGGCUUCAAUUCAAUCAUCCUCCAUAUGCAACGGAAGGAAGACCCACUACUCCAGUAAGGAAGUGUCUUUUGCAACCAGCUGGCUGUUCUUAUUUGACUACCUUUCGGCUGUAUAUUUUCAAUCCAAUUUGGCAGACGCCACAAAGUUCAUAUCCCCUCUGCCACCCCGUAUUUUGUUGGAGGACGAUAACGCACCUAAAAUUCCUGAUUUGAGUGAAGACGAGAACCACUCACUGUACAUCUUCUCCUGGAUGAAUAGCAUCAAUAAUUUAUUGGGUGGGAGUUUGGUGAGCGCGUGGAAACGAUCCGUUUGUUCAGCAGAGCUCAGAGCGAAAGGCAGAGACAUGAUCACACAGCUUUUACUGAAUCCACAAUUCCCAACCAGCACUUUUCUGUCCGUCGUCUCUGGAAUGGCUUUGAGCUGCUGAGAGGAACACACCACCAAACAAAAAUGUUGAGAAAGAAAAAGACAGCAAUGUUGUUUUUCAGGUAGUUCUCUGUUAACAGAAAGCUACAGACGAAUGCAAAAGUCAUGUGAUUUGAUGUUUGUAGUGGAUAAAACUGAACUACUUUUAAUAUUGACAAGUUGUAGUUCCAUAAUGUGACUCACUGUUGAAUCUGUCUUUGUUGUACUAAUAGAAUUUUGUAAUAGGACUCUGUACAACUACUACCUUGAUCAGAGGCUAAGUCUUACAGUUAUCUGUUACUGACACAGUGUCUUUCCUUAGCUAGGCCAUUUAAUAUGAAAUAGUUUGUCACUCUCUCAUGAUUAUCUCGACCAGCCCUGAGAUGCAGUCCUGUUUGGCUGUGCAUCCAUGUUUCUGAUUAUUCUUGUGGUUUAAUUUUUCAUAUUCCUUCUUGAAAAUAAAGCUGACAACAGAA
This is a messenger RNA of Notolabrus celidotus (New Zealand spotty), 1705 nucleotides long. Its product is annotated as protein LEG1 homolog. NCBI's taxonomy places the organism in Eukaryota, Metazoa, Chordata, Actinopteri, Labriformes, Labridae. The transcript is spliced from 9 exons. The coding region runs from base 181 to 1251 and encodes 356 amino acids. The record is from RefSeq and is a predicted model, not a curated record.